Molecule: messenger RNA, 2067 nt
Organism: Meriones unguiculatus (Mongolian gerbil)
Lineage: Eukaryota; Metazoa; Chordata; Mammalia; Rodentia; Muridae
Gene: Btbd17
Product: BTB domain containing 17
Exons: 3
Coding region: 31-1530 (499 amino acids)
Molecular function (GO): protein binding
Source: RefSeq, a predicted model, not a curated record
CCCUUGCUGGAUCCUAUAUAAGGAGGAGGGAUGGGCUUGGAGUGCUCUGGGCUUGACUGUCCCUCCGGUGGACUUAGGGACAAGGGCACCAAGAUGCUCAGGAAAGGCUACUGCAAGCCUGGGUCCUGGGGCAGCUUCUGGGCCACCCUGGCCUUGGUGGGACUGGUCACUCGUGCAGCUCAGAGAGCCGACGUGGGUGGGGAGGCAGCGGGCGCCUCCAUCAACCACUCCCAGAUGCUGCUCCAGCGACUGCAGGACUUGCUUCGGCAGGGCAACGCCAGUGACGUGGUCGUGCGGGUCCAGGCUGUGGGCACUGACGAGGUCCGAGCCUUCCACACCCACCGCUUGCUGCUGGGGCUGCACAGUGAGCUGUUCCGAGAGCUGCUGAGCAACCAGAGCGAGGUGGUGCUGCAGGAACCCCGGGACUGUGCUGCUGUCUUCGACAAGUUCAUCAGGUAUUUGUACUGUGGUGAGCUGACCGUCCUGCUGGCCCAGGCUAUCCCGCUGCAUAGGCUGGCCACCAAGUACCGAGUGGCGUCCCUGCAGCGAGGCGUGGCAGACUACAUGCGCGCGCACCUGGCAGGAGGCGCGGGUCCAGCCGUGGGUUGGUACCACUACGCCGUGAGCACCGGGGACGAGGCCCUGCGAGAGAGCUGCCUGCAGUUCCUGGCUUGGAACCUGUCUGCCGUGGCGGGGAGCGCGGAGUGGGGCACUGUGAGCCCUGAGUUGCUGGCGCAGCUCCUGCAGCGCUCGGACCUGGUGCUGCAGGACGAGCUGGAGCUGUUCCAGGCGCUGGAGGCGUGGCUGGGCCGCGCGCGGCCGCCGCCCACCGUGGCCGAGCGCGCGCUGCGCUCUAUCCGCUACCCCAUGAUCCCGCCGGCGCAGCUCUUCCAGCUGCAGGCCCGCUCAGCCGCGCUGGCGCGCCACGGCCCGGCGGUGGCCGACCUCCUGCUGCAGGCCUACCAGUUUCACGCCGCCUCGCCGCUGCACUACGCCAAGUUCUUCCACGUGAACGGCAGCGCCUUCCUGCCGCGCAACUACCUCGCGCCCGCUUGGGGCGCCCCGUGGGUCAUCAACAACCCGGCUCGGGACGACCGCAGCACCAGCUUCCAGACGCAGCUGGGUCCCAGCGGCCACGACGCGGGGCGCCGGAUCACCUGGAACGUACUCUUCUCCCCGCGCUGGCUGCCCGUCAGCCUGCGGCCCGUCUACGCGGACGCCGCGGGCACCGCGCUGCCCGCCGCGCGCCCGGAGGACGGGAGGCCGCGGCUGGUGGUCACGCCGGCUAGCAGCGGUGGCGACGCGGCGGGCGUGAGCUUCCAGAAGACCGUGCUGGUGGGUGCGCGCCAUCAGGGCCGCCUCCUGGUCCGCCACGCCUACAGCUUCCACCAGAGCAGCGAGGAGGCUGGCGACUUCCUGGCCCAUGCAGACCUCCAGCGGCGCAACUCGGAAUACCUGGUGGAGAACGCUCUGCACCUCCAUCUCAUUGUCAAGCCGGUGUACCACACCCUCAUCCGGACUCCCAGUUAGCUUCUGGGUUGAGAAAUAAGGCCUGGCCUGGACAGCGCACCAGGCUCUGGGGGAGGGGUAGGCAAGCGUGGAAGGGACUGUCAGCCUGGGCCCUGGGUGACCAGGUGCAGCUGGUUGGGGCUAGGGUGGAAGGCAGGUGAAUGUGCCUUUCUAGCUGACUUGAAGGCAGCACUCUUGGGCCAGAAUAAACCGAUGUUCAGAGAGGCCAGAGCCUCAAGCAACUCCUGCGUUUCAAAAGUCUGAGUUCACAUGCUCUCCACUGAGGGCCCCUCCCCGUGCCAGUGUCUCUGUCCUCCAGACCUGCCCCUGUAGUUUGUGAGGGUUUCUGCCACUGCCAUCAAGUCCCUGGCCUCUUGUUGAGGCUAAUGGAGAGAACCUUGAGAGAUGGCUACUAACUAGACCUUGUUUUAGCCCCAUCCUUCUGGGGAAGGAGAGUCUUGGCGUCUCGAGGGAAAACAAAAACAAAAACAAACAAAACCACGUUCCCCAGAUUUUUAUAAGUCUGUGCCAAGUGAGACGGAUCCCUUAGUCCCAGAC